UCCUGCAAGCACAUCUGAGACUGCACAGAACUCUGCGCAGACCCACAAGUCCAACGCACAAGCUUGCUAAAAGGAAUGCAGCACGUGUCCAUUCUCACGCUGGUGAAAAGUUGCGUUCAAGUGUUGUAGUAGCCGCCUGGAUCUGCAGUUGUCGUGCGCCGGACUGAACCGAACCGAGCCUACAGGUUGUUGUGGGCCCGGCUGGACUUAUGUGUUUAUGUUUGAGUGCACAGCGGUGGGACAUCCGGAAUGGGGAACCCGUAGACGGAGACUCGCACGCGCUCGCGCACAAAAUGGAUUUGAAGGGGACCACUUUUGGAAGGUUUAUGAAUUGUAGGGUUCCGGCCAAUAAGAGAUACCAGCCGACGGAAUAUGAACAUGCUGCUAACUGUGCUACACACGGGUUAUGGAUUCUACCGAGCCUGGUGGGUGGUUCUGUGCUGUACUUCCUGUCAGGGGACCUAUGGCAUCGCAUUGCUGCCUGGCUAUAUGGCAGCGGACUCACAGGCCUCUUUGUCACCUCAACACUCUUCCAUGCUGCUGCCUGGAAAAUCAGCCACCUCAGAAAGGUGGAGCAACUUUUCCACAUGUGUGACCGGAUGGCCAUCUACUUCUUCAUAGCGGCUUCAUACUCUCCCUGGUUGAUGCUGAGGGAACUGGGCCCGUGGGCAUGCCACAUGCGCUGGCUGAUUUGGGUCAUGGCUUUUUUCGGGUCAAUAUAUGUCUUCUUCUUCCAUGAGAGGUACAAGCUGGUAGAGUUGCUGGGGUAUGUGGCCAUGGGAGCUGUUCCUGCUCUGGUCAUCCUGUCUAUGGUGGACCACGAAGGUGUGUGUGAACUCGCCAUGGGAGGAGUCUUCUACGUAGUGGGUGUGGUCUUCUUCAAGAGCGAUGGUUUCGUCCCCUUCGCUCACGCUAUUUGGCAUCUUUUCGUGGCAGCCGGAGCAGGAAUUCACUACUACGCCAUCUGGAGGCACCUCUACUUGCCUCAGACCCUCAUGGAGACCUCCAGGUGAUGGCGAGCCUCUCUCACACUGAGAGAAUCCAUUCCAAGUUGCUUGCUGAGAAAACACAAUGUCUGAGGCAGAAAAAGAAGUGGUCUUAAAUAAAUAGCUGCUAUUUGAUAGGUCAGAGACGAUAAUGUAACUACUCUAAACAAGUCCUUGAUGAUAGUAAAGCACAGCGUUGAAACCCUUGAUGCCUGAAUUUACAUAAAGCAUUGGUGGAAUACGAAUAGUAUUAAUACAAAAUAUAGAAAAUUAAAUUGAAAAAAAUACAGCGAAAAAUCGGAAAAUCUUUUAAAAUAAUUAAAAUGAUAUAUUUUUAAAAAGUUGAAGUAAUUAUAGAAAAUUAAAUAAAAAUUGUAUUUAACAAUAAAUGUUUUGGGUAUAAUUAAAAAAACAUUAUGAAUAAAUUGGAAUUGUUCUCAUAAAUUCAUCCUUUUUUACUUUUAUAUUGUCACAUUGAAAAAAAAUCUUUAUAAUGUUCUUAUUUUUUUUCCGUCAAUGCUUUUUGAUGUACAGUGAUCCCUCGUUUUUCGCGGUUAAUGGGGACCAGAACCAGCAGUGAUGAAUGAAUAACCAUGAAGUAGCGCACCCCCCCCCCCCCCCGCUCUAAUUUUUUUUUGUGUGUUCACUGUAUUUAUUCAGAUUUUUCAUUGGAAAGAGAUACAUAUAAGACUUUUUUCUUCAAUAUAUAUUUAAAAAAAACUUUAAUGUAUAUAUAAUUUCAAUAAAUUGUUUUUAUGCACUUCAAAUGUAAUAAUUAUAAGUUUUAAACAUGUUACUGUCCCACUGAAAGAAAAAAUGUUGACGCCCAAUCUAUUUAAAAAAAAAAGUUGAAAAGUGUUUGUCUUUAUUAAAUGCGUUAUUGAGUGACUACUCAAGCUGCUCACUUACACACAAUGAGUUGCCACAGCAAGUUAAACUUUGAAAUCUCGGCCUACCAGCGCCUCUGGCAAGAUCAAAGCUUAACUGUUGGUCAAUCAUCGUUCACCCUAAUAAGCAACUCCAGUACACUGCCUGACCAUUAAAGAGCAGGUAGAGGGAGAGUGAGACAACGCGAUCGGCUCGGGACGGCUCAUCUGUAUUUAAUUUUUUAAUUGAAAAAUCCGUGAUGGACUGAGGGUGCGAAGUUUGAAGCGCGAAGUAGCGAGGGAUCACUGUAUACAGUAUAUGUUACGCGUACAUUCAGGCAGCACUAAAUCACUAAAUAUGCUUCUAUAAUCAUUUUGAGAGGACUAGUCAUAGUAGAAGUCUUUUAUUUUCAUUACCUUAUAGGUACAACAUUGAUUUGCAACAACGUUUAGAUGACCAAUAUUUGGUUAAAUGAGAACUCUGAGAUGAAUAUUAACAGCAAAAGAAUAUUUUACUCUCCUGGGUUUUAGCUUGCAUCAUUUGCACUAGGUGGAAUACCCAAGGUUAUGUUACACUGUACAUUCAGGCAGUUUUAAGGCAGGAAAUCAAGCCUAAUUAGAAUGUUUUUCAUUUUUUUCCCUCUGUUCCAAUGCAUCAAAUUUCACUUUUUCACUUUUGUUAAUGAAAAAUGAAAGUACUUCAAGUUCACAAGCUGGUGCCGUGGUGCCGUGUGAUAUUGAAUAAAAUCCAUUUUUUAUCACAAUAAUGACAUGCCUUGAUAUAAUACAUUUGGUGAAAAACUAUCAAUUAUGAUAGCUUUUCACACUUUUGACUUGCCAUUAAAUUGACCUGCAACAAAUGUUAAAUGCAUCAAGUAAUGAUGAAACCUAAAACUAUCCGGUGUGAGCAUGAGCAGCACAGUAGCACACAUACUUUUGCUCAAAUGUAAAGAUAGCUCAUUAUUUACUAAUACUUAUGUGUGGUUUUGAAUUUUAAGACAGCUGUGUAUUAAGUUAGAAUAAUAGCAAUAAUAAAUUACUUAUAAAAUUGGAACGAAUUGUGUUGUCUGUGUUGAUUAAUGUGCUACUACUUUUGUCUUGCAUGCAUUACUCAUGUACGGUCAACAGGGGAAGCCAAUUUGCUAUUGCGUGGCGAUAGGCAUAUCUGGUGUCUGAUUGCUGGUGCUAAUAUGGCAUACGGCAGGGGUGUCCAAGAGAUGUAAUGAAAGCAAAAUUCUUGGCCAAAACUGAAUAUCGGAAACACUUGGCCGAAUAAACGAAUAAUACUCAUGUAGGCCUAUACAAUUCAACUUUUUAAUUUUUAAAAUUUCAUUAUUUUCCAAUGAAUCACAUCACAAGAGGAGUACGGUUUUUCACACUUUUCGGUGGUAAUAUAAAACUGAGAAUGCAAUUUUAGCUAUUUUUGGUGCAGAAUUUUCGGUCACAUCUAUAGUGUCCAAACUUAAGGGCCGCUGUGGGUCCUGGUUUUUGUUCCAAUUGAGCACAUACCGUUUAACCAAUGAGGUUUCUGCUAAAACAAGCAGCACCUGACUACAAUCAACUGAUUACACUUGUUAGACACCAGAUUGGUGGAAAGAUCCCUUUUUGUUGAAAAGAAAUCCAGCAUCCACUGCGACCCGAUAUGGAAUAAUUUUGGGACCCCUGGCAUAUGGAAUCCAAACUUCAGCAAGUCAGCAAAGUUGGGCGCCAUCUGCUGGCCAAAAUGUGCAUUGCAGGAACAGGUCUAAUUAUGGCGAUAAUGACAAAAUAAAAUAGGAAGUUUUAUAUCAUUUUGGCUACACAUACUGUACUGUACAGCACUACUAUGCAGCAGUAGUCUCAUCAUUCAGUUCAGUUCAAAUUUGUAUGAACAAUAUCAAUGCUCAUUUGAAGUGAAGGUUCUUUGAUUUGAUGACGCUCGAGUCCUUUACAGAUGAGGUAAAAUGUCACUUGCAACUGUUAUUUUUUUUUGUUGCCAUAUUUUUGUCAAAACUUUAUGCACUUUUUACUAAUAAAUCCCUAUACUUCAAAAACUUCCCCAAAUGUUUUGCAAACACCUCUGACCGGCAAAUCUGGAGGCUCUGGAGAUAUUUUUUCCCCCACAUUUUUCUAUAAAUCAAAAUGAUUUGUAAAAUGAAAUUAAGUUGCAUUAACUCUUUCAGUGCUAUUGACAAUGAUAGAUUUCCAUUCAUCCUUCUCCCGUGAAUUGAAAUGAGUUCAUCAUUAGCAGACGUCCAAUCCAUUUGUAGGGGGCGGGUGGCAGCAAAUUAACAUUUGUUCACUCACUGCCACCUGUCCCACUUCAGAUGACUUGGACGUCUAUCGCUGUCAACGGCAGCAAAGGAAAAAAGAUAAUAUAUUACUGUAAACAGAUGUGUUUUUCAUCUUUUUUCCUCUCAUGAUUAGGCAUGUAUUUACAAAAAGUGCUGCAGUAUAAAGGUGGAUAAUUUUGUUCAUGGAUUACUCAAAGGCUCCCAAGUUCAAAUCUCAAGGACCAUUCAGCGAAAAGUCAGUUGUGAAAGAUUUCAGCUCACCCUCAACUCUAAACAGAAGCAGGUAUACAGCUUGGACACUGAUGUUGGUUUACAUGCUUGUAUAGGGUGACGGAGAAGUAGGCGUUUGCUGAGAACGUGACGUGUGCCCCUGCAUGAGUGUUGUGAGCGCUCGCAGUUGGAGCGGCAUGGCCACGUUGGCGUCUUGGUGCCACUGCGGUGUAGUGACGUGCGGUGGUGGGUUCAGGACGCUUUGUGCAACACCAGGAGUCUUCAGGAGAGCGCACAACUCCUCCCCAAGAGUUACUAUGGAAGCAAGGUCCUCUUCGUCCUCGCACCAUGAAACAGAUCCACCACUAGAUACUUUCCUCAGUUUAGAAAGGAACAGGGACACCCUAUGGAUGUUAAAAAAACAAAAACAUUACAGAUCAUACAGUUCUCACGAAAUUUUCAACUUGAUAUUGAUACUCAAAAAUAUAAUUCAAUUUUUGAUAGUACACAGAAAAAACAGUGUUUCUCCAUUGCUGGUCAUUAUUAUUGUGAAAAAAUAAAAUUCUCGAACUGCCCAAGAAUAAACAGAAAGUGACCCAGAACAAACAGGAAGUGACCCAGGAAUACACCAAAAUCAACAGAGACCGAGAGUGACCCGUAAGUACCCCAAAACCAAUGGAAGGUUGCCCAUAAUGCCCAAAAAUGUACCAGAAGUGAGUAGUGACCCAUAAGUACUGUAAAAUUAACAAGAAAGUACAGGUAGUCCCCAGGUUACAAAUGAGUCCCGUUCUCACGCUGGCGAUGUAACCAGAAUUUCCUCGUAAGGCGGAAUGAACCCUUUUAAGUACCCCAAAAAUUCACCCUAAAUCUCAAAAUAACUAUGUAAAAACUUGUAUUAUACGUCAUUGUACUGUCCUUACCAAGACGUUCCAGCUAAGUCUUAGCUAGACAGCGAGCUAAGCUGUAAUCUUUCCCCUCUCUUGCUCUUCGUGUGCGCAAAUACGGUCUUCUUUGUGUGUACAUGCGCUCUUACUCGCGUACGGAAGUACUAUCUGCUCUAUAUGGUGGCCGAGAGGUGUCAGGCGAAAUGCAAAGUCCAAACACUUUGCAAAUAGAAAAAAAGCACGAACCCAAAUUACAAACGCUUUGCAAAAGAAAAAAGCACGAAUGCAAACUGCCACAACACGAUCCCCAAUUCCUAAAGCGUGAUUGCAAAUUGGCAAAAGCACGAACCCAAAUUACAAACACUUUGCAAAAGAAAAAACCACGAAUGCAAACUGCCACAACACGAUCCCCAAUUCCUAAAGCGCGAUUGCAAAUUGGCAAAAGCACGAACCCCAACUGCAACAACACGACAGCAAAUGGCUCGCAGCACGAAUGCAAAUUGUCACAACACGAUCCCCAAUUCCUAAACAGCGAUUGCAAAUUGGCAAAAGCACGAAUCCCAACUGCCACAACACGACAGCAAAUAGCUCGUAGCACAACAGCAAACGGCUCACAGCACAGCAGCAAAAUCACGCAACACAACGGCAAGAGGAUGACCCGGAAGUUUAAAAAAAAAAAAAAAAAAAAAAAAAGACGACACUUUAUACACUUUAAAUGUGCUUUGUGACCAUCUAUACGGACCUCCAUGAAGUUGCCCCCAUCAGACGCAAAUUUAUAUAAAAAUGAUGUCAAUCGUUUGUGCUGCAACGGUUUUGUAGCUCCAGUGUUAUGCUUUUAUUGAGAUAUUAAUUUCGAGUGGUGACAUCACUCGUAGCUUUUCCUCAGUUUAGCUCCCGAGGCUAAUGGAGCGUACCAACUCUCUCAAUAACAGAGGGGUGCCAUAAUAACUAGCACGACCAUAACACAAAUUCGGGUCCAUUUUGCAGUAAAUUGGGGGCUUGAGAUACUAAUUUCGAGUGCUGACAUCCCUCUAAGCCCCUCAUUUACAGCAAAAUGGUUCCGAUGUGGUGCCAUUCGUUUGUGCUACGUUCGUGUUUGCUAGUUCUUAGGACACCCCAGUUGGGA
Molecule: messenger RNA, 6345 nt
Organism: Corythoichthys intestinalis (scribbled pipefish)
Lineage: Eukaryota; Metazoa; Chordata; Actinopteri; Syngnathiformes; Syngnathidae
Gene: mmd2a
Product: monocyte to macrophage differentiation-associated 2a
Exons: 7
Coding region: 210-1013 (267 amino acids)
Cellular component (GO): membrane
Molecular function (GO): pore-forming activity
Source: RefSeq, a predicted model, not a curated record